Messenger RNA from Drosophila santomea, 1976 nucleotides. RefSeq lists its product as uncharacterized. Lineage: Eukaryota; Metazoa; Arthropoda; Insecta; Diptera; Drosophilidae. The coding region runs from base 85 to 1800 and encodes 571 amino acids. Gene Ontology annotation, molecular function: pyruvate kinase activity; magnesium ion binding; potassium ion binding. The transcript has a single exon. Gene Ontology annotation, cellular component: cytoplasm. Gene Ontology annotation, biological process: glycolytic process. The record is from RefSeq and is a predicted model, not a curated record.
UUCUUAGCUAAAAUUCAGACAAGAUCGACACAGAUUGCAUUACAAAUUGUGCGUAAAUAUACUUUAAAUUAACUGCACGCCAAGAUGCCGAUCAACCAGAAAGAGGUAUCGCCGCAACUAGACAGCCAGACGGGUGAGGAUCAGGGUGAGGAGGAGGAGCAGCCGGAGGACGAGAAUCAUCUGGAGAAGUUUACGGUGCGGCUUAAUGGACAACAUGACCUGGAGCAGCGUUUAAAGGAUUUCAAAGCGGCAUGUGAGGCUCACGAGAAGCAUGCCAGACGGCGGAAGCGGAAGCGAUACUACCAUUUGGGUCUUGUAGCCAAACUGGUAACGGAAACCACUCACGACGAGCUGCGACGUAUGCUGGAAAAUGGAACCUACACCUUUCACGUCGAUGCGGUGGCCAAUAAGCCCGAUGAACUAAAAGCUAUUUUGGACACUAUGAACAUUGCGAUCUCGGCGCAUUCUGUAGAGAGGGAACUACGUCUGACCACUGGCCUGGCUGUGGAGAUAAACGGCGAGUGCUGUCGCGUUGGCAGACUGAGGAACAACUGCACCGUGAUGCUGGCACGAGGUGGAGUCGUCACACUCACCACGGAUGAAUCUUACCGCUACAAAGGCUUCAAGGAAAUAGUAUUCGUGAUCAAUCUGCGUUGUUAUCUCGCCUCCGUUCAGUUGGGCGAUAUUGUGCUGAUCGGACGUGAAGUUAGGGGUAGGGUGGUGAAGACCCUGCGAGAAGCGCUAACCGUUAUGAUCAUAGAUGCCGGUCUGGUAGCUUCCUACGACUUUAUAGAGCUUCCUAGACAGUGCCACGCUCUGGAUCCGGAGCUAUAUCCCGAUCUGUACAUGAAGGAUCUUGAGUUGGCUGCGUCUAUGAAUGCCAACUAUGUGGUUCUGCCCAAGAUACGAUGCAAGAGCUUCCUUCGUGCCGUGCGGCAGACCAUAAACUCUGAUUUCAACCUAAAGUUGAUCGGAAUGAUAGAUUUUGAGUAUGUGCGGAGCAACAUGCUGGAUCUCCUAGGCAUCAUAAAGCUGGUGGACUACAUUUGGAUACCGGACAUGUUCAACGUAAACUGUUGCGUCUAUAACUACAUUAUGGAGGACGUGCUUCUCAUUUCACAGUGCCAGAAGAAGCCAGUAAUUGGCACGGUUCCGCUGGAGCGUUGUAGCGAUUUUAAGCGAUUUGAGUUGCAUGAUUUCCUGUGGAAGGUCGACGCUAUUCACAUCCAAAAAAGUCCGUGGUGCAACAAAUAUCCGCUGAUAGUCAAAAAGCUGAUGCCCAUCAAAGAUUAUCGAGUUGGCGCGGUCCAGAAUAAGAUGGUACUAAAGAGCAUCUUAACCUCGUACCAGACUAUAGUGAAUUUUAUCAUCCGCACAAUAAGCUCGAUUGAGUGCCAGGCCAUCUUUUUGUUCACCACUUGCGAGACCGCCAGUGUGGCCCUUUCGCGCAUUGAGAUUUACUGCCCAGUGUAUGUUAUGAUGCCGCUGGAGGAGACAGAUGAUGCGGAAACCAUUACGUGCAAGGUGGAAAUGGCUCGUGCGCUUCAUUUACGCCGUAACAUGCACCCUGUUCUGUACACCAAGGAUCUCAACGAGUGCAACUACACUCCUAUUGAGUUUGGAGUGGACUUUAUGCGGAAGAAGGGCUGCUUGGAGGUUGGCGACUUUGUAGUUACUCUGGAGGUGGGCAAGGAGGAUUCGGAUAACGUGGUUAUCGGCGUAGGAGAGGAUGUCUGUAUCCUGCGGGCAUUCUAUGUGUCGCCACUCUUUGCCUGCGAGAAGUUCAAGUACGGUGGCUAACUUUACGGCGUGCAGUUGUGCAGAUUACACAGAUAAAACCUCUAAAUUAAAUGUAUCAUAUGCCACCAACUCACUUUUUCGCGAUUCUUGACCUCCAAUGUCGCUGUCGGACGAAAUCUCCUCUAGCGAGAUGUGUUCUGAAAUGAUAGCAAUAUAAUGAAAAAGCUUAUAAGGUA